Molecule: messenger RNA, 7036 nt
Organism: Microtus oregoni (creeping vole)
Lineage: Eukaryota; Metazoa; Chordata; Mammalia; Rodentia; Cricetidae
Gene: Mettl16
Product: methyltransferase like 16
Exons: 10
Coding region: 137-1807 (556 amino acids)
Biological process (GO): rRNA base methylation
Cellular component (GO): nucleus
Molecular function (GO): 23S rRNA (adenine(1618)-N(6))-methyltransferase activity
Source: RefSeq, a predicted model, not a curated record
GGCUUCACAAGAUGGCGGCGCUCUGGGAGCGUAGCAUCUGCGUUUCUAGGCGCUUCGCUGUGUGAGUGGGUUAGGAUCCUGCGUUUGUGCGGAGCCCAGCCAUACACGCCGUCCGGCUCCUACACUGGCAUACGAGAUGGCUCUAAGCAAAUCAAUGCACGCAAGAAACAGAUACAAGGACAAGCCACCUGACUUUGCAUAUCUGGCAUCCAAAUAUCCAGAUUUUAAGCAGCAUAUUCAAAUAAAUCUGAAUGGGAGAGUAAGUCUUAAUUUCAAAGACCCUGAAGCAGUCAGAGCCCUAACUUGUACUCUUCUAAGAGAAGAUUUUGGACUUUCUAUUGAUAUUCCUUUGGAGAGACUAAUUCCCACGGUUCCCUUGAGACUCAACUAUAUUCACUGGGUAGAGGAUCUGAUUGGUCACCAGGAUUCUGACAAAAGUACUCUCCGAAGAGGAAUUGACAUAGGUACUGGAGCGUCCUGCAUCUACCCGUUACUUGGAGCAACCCUAAAUGGCUGGUACUUUCUGGCGACAGAAGUGGAUGAUGUGUGCUUCAGUUAUGCCACGAAAAACGUGGAGCAGAAUAACCUCUCUGGCCUCAUUAAAGUGGUAAAAGUGCCACAGAAGACACUCUUAAUGGAUGCGCUUAAAGAAGAGUCUGAGAUCAUCUAUGAUUUCUGCAUGUGCAACCCUCCCUUUUUUGCUAACGAGUUGGAAGCCCAGGGUGUAAACUCUCGGAAUUCUCGAAGACCUCCACCUAGUUCCGUAAAUACAGGAGGCAUCACGGAAAUCAUGGCAGAAGGAGGUGAACUAGAAUUUGUUAAAAGGAUAAUCCAUGACAGUUUAAAACUUAAAAAAAGAUUACGGUGGUACAGCUGUAUGCUGGGGAAGAAAUGCAGUCUGGCCCCUCUGAAGGAAGAGCUCAGAACCCAAGGGGUUCGUAAAGUCACCUUCACGGAGUUCUGUCAAGGCCGGACAAUGAGAUGGGCCUUAGCUUGGAGUUUUUAUGAUGAUGUCACAGUACCGUCACCUCCAAGUAAACGAAGAAAAUUAGAAAAGCCACGGAAACCCAUUACAUUUGUGGUGUUGGAGUCUGUGAUGAAAGAAUUAUCCCUCAAAGCCUCGUCUUUGGGCUCUGAGACAGUAGAAGGCAUAGUAGUUGUGACAACAUGGAUAGAAAAAAUUCUCACUGAUCUGAAGGUUCACCAUAAACGAAUUCCGUGUGGAAAAGAAGAAGUUAGCCUUUUCCUGACAGCCAUAGAAAACUCUUGGAUUCAUUUAAGGCGGAAGAAAAGAGAGCGAGUGAGACAGCUGAGAGAGGUUCCCCGAGCUCCCGAGGACGUUAUCCUAGCCCUGGAGGAGAGGAAGUCCACUUCCAAAGAGCUGAGUGGUAGCCAGGACGUGGCUCCGUGCUCCCACGAGAGUGCCUUGUGCGGGCUUGCCGUACCAGAAGGCGAAUCUGCCACUAUUGGUGGCCAUUGCCUCAGCCAGGAGUCACUUUGCCAGGAGGAAACUCUAGAAGCCAUGGAGGAUGAAAGGAGUGAGGAAAGGGGAGGGAUGGAGACCAUGGAAAGUUGUAAAGGCUCUAGCAAUGGAGCCCAAGCCCGAGAGGCUUCUGAGAAGGCAGACGGCCUGGACGGAGCAGCUACACGUUACCUGUUUAAGUGCCUGAUCAACAUUAAGAAGGAAGUAGAUGGCGCCGUAGUUGAAAUGCAUUGGGUUGAGGGCCAGAACAGGGAUUUGAUGAAUCAGCUUUGUACCUACAUACGUAACCAAAUGCUGAGGCUUGUUGGGGUAGUUAAUUCUUAAUUUCUUCCACGGUUAGAAAAGUGUCUGUAUAAAGCUAAGGAUAUGGUGCAAUGACCGUAUGUGCUUAGUGUGCAGAAGCUACCCUGGGUUGUGUCCCUAACAUCUAACAUCAGUACAAAAAAGUCUAUAAAGUAACUUUGGAAGUGGAGCCUAUUGGGAAGCCAGAGGAAUUUCACUACUGGUCCUUUAGUGACACCAUGUGGAAUCAUGUUACAAAGCAGAAAUUUAGUACACUUAUCCCGGUACUUGAAGGCUGAGGCAGGGUGACUGCUCUGAGUUUAGGGUCAGCCUAUGCCAUAGAGAAAGACACUUGUCUAAAUAAAAAGAAAAAAGGAAAGCAGAAAUGAAUCCAUUUUUAACCCUUCCCCUCUUAAAGUGAUCUGGAGUUGUGUGUUUGGUGCAGUGGCUCAGGAGUUUAUCUGCUAGUGACUAUUGCUAGCAGAUAAACUCAAGAGGAACUUGGAACCUCCUCCAGCAGUUUGUCUCAGCCUUGAACUCAUUCCCUGAGGCCAGAGGUGUUGUUUGUGACUGCUGCCUGGAAUGUGUCCAUCUGUUGGGUUGAUUGGUGAAGAGGGUUUCAGUGUUCUCCAAUGGAGGCCAUACAGCAGAGCCGAGCCUGGCAGUGCUCAUGUUUGCCUUCAAGACACUGCUUUCUUCGGUACCUAGAGUUGAUUGUGCCAGCCCUCAGGAAGGAGCUGCCCUGCUGAUAGGUGGCCAGAAUGUCAGGUGAAGAAAGGGCCAGUCUGGGAACACAUGAUAAGAGUGCAUUGCUCAGUUGCUGCGGUUCUGACAUUGCCUAUUCCAGAGCAGAAUUGAGGAAGCAGAGUCGGAGAUGUGUCUGAGGCACAUCAAAGUGUACCUGUCCCCUCCUACAGUGUUGUUCUUUGGUAAUGUGCUGCUUUUUAUUGACAUGUGAAAUGGAAUAUGUUUUGUUUUUAAUACAAGACUUCAGAAUUGAAAACUAUUGAUUCUGUUUGAGUCCUGGAAUUGAGAUAUUUUGUUGUGUUUGAGUUGGGUAAACAGUUGAUAUGACAAACAAGAAACGGGGGUCCUCUGUGUACUCAGUAGGGUGUGGGGUGGAUUGGUAGGUAGAGCACUCAUCUACAUCCGUGAAGGUCCUGGAACUCGCUUUGUAGACCAGGCUGGCCUUGAACUCAAAGAGAUCUGCCUGCCUCUCUCUCCCAAGUGCUGGGAUUAAAGUCUUGAGUCACCACUGCUCCUGGAUUAUAUAUUCAACACCAGAGAAAAACAGAUACCGGUGUGGUGUAAAGUGGAGCCUUCUAUGUGGCCAGCUAAUUUGUUGGCCAAAUCCUACUUUUUUUGUGGCUUUUCUCUGUCUGCUUAUCUGCUUAUCCAAGGCCAGGGUAACAGUGUCUGAAACUAAUUUCUAAUGGGAAUGCUGGGGUUUUGCAGAUACUUCUGGAAGAGGCUCAUUUUUGUUCUUUUCGUGUCUCAGAAAUUGUCUUUUGUGCUGGAUUCUUGACUAAGCAGCCUAGGGUUCUAUAUGGACAGACUGGUAUAGAGCCUGAGCUCUUUGGCACCCAUAAAGACUGGUGCUGAGUAGUUAAGUUCCCAUUUUGAGAGGUGGCUAUGAUUAGAUCAGAAAGCUGGUGCUGUGGCAUAACUUAAUGGCAGCUGGGUCAGGCUGUUGGCAAAAGUAUAAGAAAAUGCAAAUAAUGCAAUGGGGUUGAAAAUUGGGAAAGAACAUGUAGCUGUAGUCUUUCAGAGACUCCUAGGAGCAUGUUCUCCCCACCCCCUACCCCUGGGGAUCUGUCCGUAAUAUAGUGAUUAGAGACUAAGGAGAAGCACUGAUCUAAUCCUCCCAUUCAUCUGGCAGCAUGAAGAAACCAGUGUUCAGGGUCACAAACUGCACCCAGAUUGGAUCUAGGGCCUUAGAUUGCCUGCAUCCAGUAAUUAUGUCUGUGUCAGGGUAUGUGUCUGUGAAUGCAGUUGCCUGCAGAGGGAUCAGAUCUCUUGGAGCUGAAGUUACAGGCAGUUGUGAGCUACCAGAUUUGGAUGCUGGGAACCAAACUUGGGUCCUCUGCAAGAAUAACCCAUGCUUUUAACCAUUGAGCCAUCUCCCCAGCCAUAGCUGUUGUCUUUGAGUCAUGGUCUUAUGUAGCCGCAGACUUGGUGUGUAAUUGAGGAUGAAUUUAAUGUCAUUUUCCUCCAGUAUCUCUAUCUUGAGUGCUGGGAUUAUAACUCUGAUUUAUGUGGUACAAAUGAUCAAUUAGUUGAGCCGAGGACUCCCUGUGUGCUGGACAGAUGCUUUGCCAACUGAACUACAACCACAAUAAGAUGAUAUUGAAAUCAUCUUUUUCAUUGAAAACACUUUAAAGGGACAUAUUAUACAUGUGCUUUAUAAUUGAAGGGAAGCUUUUUAAAGAAAUUGGUUUCUCACAUGUCACAGGAUUGAGUGGCGUUCUGUUUAAGUGUCUGGAGGUCAAGUUUGUGUUGGUGUUGGUGGUUUGAUAUGAAAUUAAAUCUCUGCGGUAUUGUCUAAAGUUCUAUUCUGGUCCCUGGUUGGCUUCUGAUCCCCUGAUAGCUGAAGUGGAACAGAAACUGUACUUGUUUUCCAGUGUGAGGUAAGGAAGGCGCUUGUGUUUAGAAUCUGCUCCAGUUUUAUCGGUUUGCUUUCCUGUGUUCAGCUGUUCUCACACUAGGGCUUUGCUAUACUUUAAGUCCAAGCUGGCAGCUCCGAGGAGGAGUUUUAGCCAACCUCAAGGGGUCUGGUCUGUUACUAUAUUUUAGAAAACAAAAUCUCCCUGGUGGAAAUCAAGGCUUCUGGUGUCUGUCAGGAAUAAUCAUAUGGCCAGAUGUGGAAAAAAAUGUAAAAAUCACAUACAGAAGACAUCAAAGCCAUUUUAUUUUGUUUUGUUUUUUGAAGUAGGGUCUCAUUCAUGCAGCUCAGGCUGGGCUUGAACUUUUAAGGUAGCCAAGGUUGGCAUUGAAUUAACUCCUGGUUCUCCUGCCUCCACCUCCUCAGUUCCUGGGAUUGCCAAUGGUUGCCUCCAUACCUGGCUUUAUGUGCUACUGGAGUUGAACUCAGGGCUAAAGGGCAGGCACUGUAACAGUUGAGCUACAUGCUAGGACUCCCUCUUCCCACUUUGAAAAGAAGGAAGUGAAUGCUGGGUGUGGUGUCCCCAUCUGUAAUCUCAGCAUUUGGGAGGUGGAAGAAGGAGGACCAGGAGUUUAAGACUGAGUUCGCAAUUGGUCUUGUCUACAUUGUGAGUUCAGGGCCAGAGGGAGUUGUGUGAGACCUGUCUCAGGGAGAAGCGCGGAAAGACAGACUGUGGGAGCCCUUUGGUCUUUUUAACUUGCAGCACUUUCUUUUGGAGCCACACGGGGGCACCUUCAGCCCCUUCAAUUGAAAAAUUGAACUUCAGUUGAACUUCAUUGUGGGAAUGGAUGAUUGUAUCUAUAGAAUUUUCUAGAAAUACUCAGUUAUAUCCAGACAAAUAUUUAUGACGGUACAUUUUCACUUAAAAUUUUUAAAAUGGAAGUAUAAGGGAGAAAAAAAAACCCUACUAACACUUUUUAUGCCCCCCACCCCCACCCCCAAACUCACAGAGAUCUGCCUGCCUGUGCCAAUACCACCCGGCUGUUUUAUGUUUUUUAUUGUCUCAACUGACGAGGUUUUCUUCACAUCCGUCUACUGUAGAAUAUACUCAUUAGGCCUGUCCUUUGGAUCUUUUGUUUGUUUCUCAAGCUUUAUGUUUCAGGUCUGGUAAGAGAUCUAGAAAAAUGCAUUUUCAUCUUGCUUUGUCUUUGAUCUUGGUGGCAGACUAACAUCCAUGUGAUGAAUUAUUUAUAUGAAUAGUUGUGAGGGUUUAUAUAAACUAGCUGGGCCUUAUUUCUUAAGUAGGCUGUUUCUGUAUAGAUUAGAACAUGCAUAUGGCUAACCCUGUAUGGCUGAGGCUCAAGAAGAAGUACUCUCUGUUUAUUCUAUGGUACAAGGUCAGGAUCUGCAGUGACCCUUCUACCCCAUUUGCAAAACUUCAGUUAUUGUUCUUUGAGCAAAGAUGCGUCUCAGAGGUGCCCUAAAGAAAGGGACAUGACUUCACUGUUCUCAGGGGACUUGCUGCUCAGGAGAUUUUAUUUGCUGAAUGGCCAUCACCUCAGUAAAGUGCUGUCGUAGUCACUAAUAGGGUUUUGCCUCUUGAAGGAGGGCAUUAAUGGUUUUGAAAGAUGCUAAUCAUCCCAUGUGCCUAGUGUAAGUACCACUGCAGUUUGUUAAAAAGCCUGGCUCAGGGCACCCGUAGCCAUAGAACUUACACAUGCCUGAGAUACUAUUCUGUUCUGGAAAGAUCUGCUAUGACUCACUCAAAUGACUAAAACAGCGGUUCAUUUCUUUAAUUGCUGGUUGGAACAGCUAAUGCUGCCUUUGUGAGUCUGUGCUUUUACUCUGGAAAACUAUGUUGUGACUGAAUGAAGACCUGUACCUCUUUGAGAUGUAGCCCAUCUGCCUGUCUCGGUCCAAGCAGAAAUCUCAGAACUUCUAGGCUCUAUCUUUAGGAGGUAGAGGAUCAUGGGUGCUCCUUAGCAACAGGGAAACUGAACAAGAGAAGAAGGUAGGGGGCAGAAGUUCAGCUAGCUACACUUGACAGUAGCUUGGAGCCAAUGCUUAGAAGAGGGCAGCAUGUACUCCAGGUACUGUUUACCCCGGGGCAGUGAACAGUGGGAGAGAGCACAGGCUUUGCGGCUCAUCAGCCCUGGGUUUGCAUGCUAUUCCACUCCUUGUAUAGGACCCCAGUCCGACUGGGCUGGCCUUGGGAGAACUGAGGGUGAGUGAGAAGUGUGAGAUCUAGGGGAGUUCAGAAACAGAGCGACACUUGUAACAUGCCUUCUCUCCUUAAUUUGUAAAGAAUUUUAGAGUUUUGGUCAGAAAGCCACCUGCCAUUGGACUCAAUUGAGAAGGUUAAGGCCUUGAUUAAAUCUAUAGGGGCAGGUAGGCAGAUGUAGAGUACUACCUAUUAACCAAAAUAAAAGCCAACCUCUGUGUAAUGGAAACAUUAGGAACUGACCAUUGGCAGUUUGUCUUUUACAGAGAUUGUCUCAUUUAGUAACCCUAUUAGCUGAUGCAGUAUUGUUGUGUAAGAGCUGAAGGCAAUGGAACCUUCUAAAGCUUAAGUGACUAAUGUUCUUCACCGAGCAAAGGUACGGAGGCAGGGUUUGAACUUGGGUCCAAGUAGCUAAGGCUGAGCUCUAGUGCCAAAUCUAGAAAAUCAU